AGCUGGUCAUGUCACAUGACUCGGCUCUCUCAUGGCUACAUACAGCUGAUGGGAAGCGCACUACAUACAGUUGAUGUGAAGCGCAGAUAAAGUCUUUAGACUGAGCUAUAAAGGACAAAACCUAAAUCAUGUGGAACUCUUAACAACACAAUUGGGGUCAGGGAUCUGACUGAUUGCACCGGGCAGUGAAUAAAAGUGGAUUAUUUAUCAUGCAUCCGUUUGGCCGUGAGGAGGAAACCUCCAGACGCGAGCUCUUCGGUUUCUUCACGCGUUGUUUGCAGCGCGGGGAGUGGGAGCUCGCGGCAGCCUGUGUGUGUCAACUUGGAGAAGAUGAUUCGCUCAAACCGAGCGACAUUGUUAAAGCCAUCGUUACACACCCGUACCCGCUAAAGUGGGAAACAGUGGGCAGUCCUCACCGACUGGCCUGGUAUUGGCUUCAAGUGCUAGAGAAACAGACUAAAAUAAAGGUGAGUGCAUCUGUGAAGAAAGAACUGGAGUUCCUGUUGCUCUUAGAGGAACUGGGAGAUGUUUCACAGACUGUACUUGAGGAGCUCCAUGAAGCCUUCCUGCAAUCUGAGCAAGUAAAAGAAAAGAGUCCAACUUAUCAUGCCCCUCCACUGAGUGCUGCCGUUCUGUCCUGCCUCCGUUCCCUAUUAUCCCGUAAUCAGCCACGCCUUGUCCAUUCUCUCAUUAGCUUUCUUCAGCACGUAGAUCGCACCAGAGACUACACUUUACAUGACAUCUUCAUCCAGCACCUCACCGAGCAGGUGAACGUUUCUGUGGAGAAGAGGAAUGAGAGAUGGGUGGAAGAUGUGUGUGCAGCAUUGGCCUUGGCACCUUGGGGGUCAGAGAGGUCGGGAGUUCAGCUGGAGACCCUGUGGAAGGGUUUGUGGUCAUUGAGAGAUGGGCCGAUGACAGAGGAAAGGAUUUUGGGUUGUCUGCCGAGGCCACAGAAUCAAGCUUUGUUGAAAACAUACUGCGCCACAGCGCUCAAACUUCUCAAAGAGAAACUGUUGAAAGAGGCUCCACAUAUGCAGGCUGACUUACCCGAUCACGAGAGAGUUAUGCUUGGCUUGUGCUGUCAUGAUGACAAACGCCUGGUCUGGAAAGCCAUUUACUUUGAGUGUUUGAGCAGUGGAAAGCACUUUUUAGAGCAGGUCUUGCUUACUGGUUUAGAUCUCAUAAAGAGGGAGGAGUUCACCAAACUAGAGGCAUUAUUACAGGCUGAGUUUCAGCCUUUGUCCCGCCUCUUGUUGUUGUUAGGCUGGAUGCAUUGUCAAAGCCUGGAUUCUGCAAAGACCCUUCUUAGAGUCCUUCAUCACCAACAGCCCCAGAACAACGAUUCAGUAUUAAGUCAGUUAGCUUGCACUUUGUCCUCUCAGCUUGAUGUUCUCGAGUGGUGUGACCAGAACAACCCAGGGAUAUCCCACGAUACUCUGCAAAGUCAACUGCACAUGCUAGACCAUCACUCUGCCCUGUAUGUGCUGCAUUCCCUAACACCCCUCGCCAAGUAUGAGGAACACAAAGUGCUGGAACUACUGCAGAGGACAGGAGAUUCUUCAUCCGUGGAAGCACCCAGUACCUCUGUCCAGCGGAACGUCACUCUGUUUCAAGGCUUUUGUGCGAUGAAGUAUGCUCUGUAUGCCAUCUGUGUUAAAGCAUGCAUACAUACCAGCUUCCAAGAGUGUGAGCCUGUGCAGCAAACAGAGGCGGGUCAGUGGGAGGAGCCAACUGCAGAAUCCUCUGACCUGUUUCAGCACUACCUAUCGGAAUGCCAGUUGUAUCUGGAAGCUGUUCCUCCAUUGUUCCGCCUGGAGCUCCUAGAGAACAUCUUCUCCCUCCUGUUCCUUUCUGACACUGACUUCAUCCCGCAAUCAGAUCUGAGCAGCACCAGCACAGAAACUCAACAAGAUGCAAUCCACAACACAAACACUGCCGAGAAAAUGAAACCAAACAGUACCAAAGAGGACAGUGUCUUAAAAGUGGAAAAAGAAGGUGAACAGAUGGAGGAAGUGAACAAGCCUAAAUUUGACUUUGAGUCUGAUCAAGUUAACCCCGAGUUGGGCCACCAAACGCCAGCGUGUCAGGGAUUUCUCGUGGAUUUGUGUGUGAUGGAGAGGAUUUUGCGGUUGGUGAGGGAGGGCUUGGAGGGCGUGUGUGGGGUCGGCCAGGAGGAUGGCAGGGCACUCGCGGCUGACGUGGAAUUGGCGGAAAGUCUGGGAUGCUCUGUUACCACGGAAACCUUCAGCACUCGUUUAAAGAGACUAUCUAAAUAUACAGCAGAGGCCCAAUGGAGACUGCAGAUUGUUACUAGUAACAAUGGCAGUGGAAAUGGUGGCCUUUACCUCCCUUCCCCACUUCCUAGUCCGGCACUUCCUCUGAAACGUCAAGGUAGCGGGAACAGCAACAGCGGUUCAGGUGUUCGAAGGAGAAGAAAAAACUAUCGGCAUCGAUCUGAACGCCACGUCUCCUCUGAGCGACAGAACGGAGAGGUCAGCACUAGUGCCUCAGAUGGUGGGGUUUGUGUUGGAGCCGUGUGUCGUGGGAAUGAAGUGUGUCCGUGUGGUGGAUCACACAGCUGGCUGGUUCCUGCGAUGCUCUCUCCUCCUGAAUCCCUUCUUAUUGCCUGCAUACGCAGAGGCAACUACAUAGAGGCCCAGCAAGUAAUUGCGAUGUAUGGUUUGGAGAACUCUGAGUGUUCAGGUGAACUGGUAUUUAUGGAUCUCUACCGGGACGUUUUGUCAGAGCUGACUCAGGUGGAGCAGAAAAUAGAGAGUCAAUCGCUGUCUUCAUCUUCAUCAUCAUCAGAAGGGUCAGUUGGCGUGGCCCCCACGAGCAGGACAAGAAUGGGCAGCAGCAGCAGAUUAACACUUAAGAGCAUUGGGAGUGCAGCCGCCGCAGGCAUUGCCUUCUAUACCAUCUCCGAUGUGGCUGAUCGUUUACUAAGUACCCCGGCCCGGCCGGUACCCUGUCUAGAGGAGGACUACUGGCUCUCCCAGUGCCCUGUAGACUCCUCUGACCUUCUUCGCCCACUGCUAGAAGAGUUAAGUCCUGCAGCCAUGGCAGCCUUUGACCUUUCCUGCUGUAAGUGCAAGCUAUGGAAGACCUCACGGCAGCUGCUUGAGACAGCAGAGCGAAGACUCAGCAGCUUUCUUGAGACAAGAGGCUUACGAGUAGAUCCAAAGGUUCCUCACAUCAAUGGUAUUAAAGGUUUUUCUUCAGUACUGCAACAAAUCAGCAAGGUCCUCAACAGAACCUCCGCCAGUAAAGCCACAAGUAAAACAGAUUGUAAUGGAGAGGAGAAUGUUGUACUCAGCCCCUUUGGCUCUAGUGCCCAGGAAGUGCUGCUGUGUUGUCAUUCGAUAUUAACAGAAGAGAGUAUCGCCUCUCGCUUAAACCUGCACCAGCGCCUGGAGGUCACGCUUCAAACCCUGACCUCUGCAACCAACACGACAGUAGAUGCUCUGACAGCGAGUUCUCUCCUGACGGCUCUGGUUGAACAGGCUGGUCUCAAACAGUCUGAACUGGAUUCCCAUCCGGUGAGAACUGCUAUGAAACAGCUCCUACAGUAUUUGGACCAACUCUGCCCAUUUGAGCAUGACAGUGCACCUGGCAGACCAGAUUACAUACGCAACUUCUUAGAUUAUGUCAAUUUGCUGGCUUCAGUACUGGUUCGCAGUCUGGGAUCAGACGAUCAGUGCACAGGGGUGAAGUUAGGCAAUCCUCUUUUAGUGUUGCUUCAGUCACCCUCCCAGCUCCUCUCACUUUUGCUGUUUGACAGACAGGUAUCACCUGACAGGGUUCUGUCUCUCCUCCAACAGGAAGGAUUGCGUUUAAGUGUGCAGCAGGUUGUCAUUCAGCGCUGUUGUGAAGCUCUUCCUUUCUGGGAUUCACAGACUGUAGCCUUGUCUCAGGGGCAACCAAAGAUCGCAGGACUUAACGGAGGGGCGUUCUGCCCAGUCAGCAUUGCCGCUCUUCUCCAGCAGUGUGCUCAGGAGUGCGCUCCAUCCCUUGACCUGUCUGACCCCAGCUCUGAGUCCGAGGUCUCAUUGGAGGACAUGUCUGCGACAUCCACCAACCUCUCCACCUCCCCGCCAUCACCGUCUUCAUGCCCUCCUUCAACUUUUCUACUGACUCCAUCUGCGCUGUCUUUCCUGAAGUCCCGGUCUUCGCUCAUCGCCGCCCUCGCGUGCCUCAGUGCCAGUCGGGGUGGAGUGACCCGAGCGACCUCCUCCGGGUGGUCAGGCUUACCAUCCUAUUUUCGUGGGUCCGGGCGUAAAGAAGCGGUUCUGGAUGGAGAACAGAUUGCUAGGGAAGGGGAAGACUUGCUUAAAAACUUUCCUAUUCUUAGAAUGUACCUGCGGGUCAUGGCUGAGCCAGUUCAAGGGGUCACUUUUGAAGCAGAGGAGGGUCUUGGGACGGCUCUGUGCGGGAAGCCUGUCGUGGGGAUGCUGUUUUCUGGCCUGCAGGGCAGUGUGGGACAAACUAUUGCUGCAGAGGCAUUCCAGCAAGCCUUAAACAGCAAGGAUUUGAACAGAGCGUUAGACCUGCUGGAGUUGUACGCUCAACCCUGCAGCCAGGAGGGGGCGCUCCGGGACAAACUACUGGCAUGCACUGCGCUGCAAGGCAGCAGUGGUGUGAUGCAGUUGUUCCGUGUAAGGGACUGGGAGCUGCGUGGCCGUGUGGUUCUGGAAGGUUUGGAUCGCUGGACUUUAGAUGUGUGUUUAGAGCUGCUACAGUUCUGUCUCAGUGACCCAGGCACUCAAGAUCCACUCAGAGAGCAGCUUCAGCAGAGGAAACAGGAACUGGACAUGUACCAGCAGAUGCUGAGUUUGCAGCCUCCGUUGCCGUGGGAGAUGUGGCAGGAGCUGAGGGAGGAGUCUGUGAAGAAUCCAGAAUCUGUUUUUGCUCUGAUGCUGGAUGCCAGGGAGUUUGAGUUGUGUAAUCGGUGGGUGCAGCUGUACACAGUCUCAGAUCAGUCUCGACUGCAGCUGCAGACUGAACACCUGCUACACCUGCUAGAACAGGGUCACACAGAAGAUGCUUUCCAGCUCCUGGAGGCUUUGUCUGGUUCAGUGGGUUUGGAGGUCAGUGAGCAAGCUCUGGAUCGAAGGCCUGGGUUGGCUGCCUGCCACUUCCUGUCUGAUUACCUCACCCUACACUUCCAGAGUCAGAUGACCCCAACGCGGAGACGCCACAUCCACGCCCUGCACCUUGGCUCUAAAGUGUUACUGACUCUCCCGGAAGCAUCUCGUCAGGAUUAUUUUUCCUUGCUGUCUGAUCCGCUUCUCAUGCUGGAGCAGCUGCUGAUGAACUUAAAAGUGGACUGGGCCACUGUUGCUGUUGGGACUCUCCGGAGCCUAUUGCCUGCUCAGGAUGCCGGCAUCACCAACCAACACAUAGACACAAUACUGGCAGAUUAUGCACAGAAGGCUCUUGAUUUCCCCUAUGCUCCCAGAGAGUGGUCACGGUCUGACUCUGUCAUUAGUCUGCAGGAUGCAUUUCUGCAGUGUCCAGCCCAAGGAAGUUGUCCCCCCUCCCCAAGCCACACCCCUCCUCCAUCAUCAGGCAGCACUCCCAUGCACACGCCCUCCAGUGAGAGACGUCCCAGUGCAAAGAAGAGCCGCCACAUGGCGACCCCUUUCACCCCUCCGGAGAAAACUCCCGACCGCAAGGACUGGAUCCCAGAUCACAAACGGCACAUCUGUAUGGUGUGCCAGCGAGAGCGAUUUACCAUGUUUAACAGACGGCACCACUGCAGACGGUGUGGCAGGCUGGUGUGUAAUUCCUGCUCAAGCAAGAAAAUGACAUUGGACGGUUCUGAAGAGCCUGUCAGAGUUUGUGACCAAUGCUAUAACUUCUUCCACUUAGACUCAGACGAGGAGCUUGAGGAAAGGGAAGUAGCUGGCAGCCCGACGUCCAUUGAUGGAGUCCUGAAUGGAGUUUUAAGUCUACCCGAGGUUCAACGAAAGCAGUACCGUCUGAGUCCAAACCCAGCAGAAAACCAGCAGCUAAAGACCGAGUUUUAUUAUGAACAGGCACCCAGUGCGUCCCUAUGUGUCGCUAUACUGACACUGCACAGUGAUCACGCAGCCUGUGGGCAGCAGCUGAUUGGCCACUGCCGCUCACUCUCCCGCAAACUGACCAAUCCCGAGGUGGAUGCACGUUUACUGACAGAUGUGAUGCGUCAGCUACUGUUUAGUGCCAAACUCAUGUUUGUUAACGCAGGAUGUACACAAGAGCCGGCACUUUGUGACAACUACAUCAGUAAGGUGGAUGUGUUGAAGAUCUUAGUCAGUGCAAACUACAAGUAUGUUCCAUCUUUGGAUGAUAUUCAAGAAACGACUGCAGUAACGCGUCUGCGCAAUCAGUUGCUAGAAGCUGAAUACUAUCAGCUGGCUGUGGAGGUGUCGACUAAGAGUGGACUGGACCCGAGUGGGGUCUGGCAAGCGUGGGGUAUGGCAACUCUCAAGGCUGGAAAUCUCAAAGGGGCCAGGGAGAAGUUUGCUCGGUGUCUCAAGGCACCAGUAGAUCGGAACCAGCUAAACCAUGGAGCAAGACUUCUGCAGGAGAUUGUUCAGCACUUGGAGUCCUCAGUCAAACCCACACUAAACACGGCGGUGGAAGAGGACAUUCUGGCCUCUUUACGUGAGCUGGAAGAUGCUCUCUCUGAUUCUGCUCCUUUGGAUGGUGCAGAAAGCAAAGUUCAACGCUCUGGCUACUAUCAGGAGUGUCUGUCUUAUCUGCUCAACUACGGGACACAUCUGAGCCUCAUUAGCUUUUACCUGCGCCACGACUGCCUAAAGGAUGCACUCACCCACAUACAAAACAAGGAGUGUUCAGAGGAGGUGUUUCUGGAGGGCGUGUUUCAGCCCUGUCUUGAACGUGGGCGUUUAGGGGCUUUGCAAAGUCUGUUGGAGACUUUAGACCCAACACUGGAGACCUGGGGUCGUUUCCUUCUCUCAGCCUGUCAGUUACUCCAGCGCCGGGGACAUUACCACUCUUUGUACCAACUCCAGCAGUUCAUGAUGGAUCACGUUCGUGCCGCUAUGACGUGCAUACGAUUCUUCUCUCACGGUGCUCAGUCGUACCUGCAGCUGGGGGAACAGCAGCGCUGGCUGAUCCGAGCAAAGGAGCACCUGAGAACUUACCUGCAAGAACAGCAAAGCCGACGAAAAUCGCACAGCUCCUCGUUCAGGAAGAAAAUGAGCUCUACUGAUGUCUCCAGACAUAUACACACAGUCGAGCUGCAGUUAGAGGUGACGCGCUUCCUGCAUCGCUGUGAAAGCUCCUCUCCUUCAAAGACAGCCAUAGGCCCCACCCCUACAGUGAACAGUGCUCCGCCCACUCUGUUUGGAAACAGCCCCAUGAAAGUGGAUGUGGCCUGCAAGGUGAUGCUGGGAGGGAAGAACAUCGAGGAAGGUUUUGGCAUUGCCUAUCGUGUAAUACAGGACUUCCAGCUGGAGGCAUUGGCGGUGUACAUAAGGGCAGGACAACGACUGAUCCGCCAGCGUCAGUACUCGUCUGUGCGGCAGUUGCUGAAGUGUGUUGGGGAGUCCGGCACAGCUUCUAAACAUGACUGUGAUGCCAUUGUGCUCAGUUGUGUGUCUGUAGCUGACAAGAAUCCUGCUGAUGCUAAAGAUCUAGAGAUCCUGAUUCUGGAGUCUAAAAGUGCAGAAAACAAGAUAAAGGCAUAUCUGCAGUGUAACAAGCUGCGAGCUGCAUAUCUUCUGUCUGUGAAGCUUGAGCUGGCAAAGGCGGCUCCAUUCGUUCAAGACGUGAUGCGAGCAGCUGAGAGCUCAGGUGACUCUGUCAUGCAAGAUAUCUGUCGACAAUGGCUCUCAGAGCAUCAAGAACGAUCACGACAACGACGAGGCAACAACUGAUAACCACUACCAACAUCACAUCAUGCACUCUUACUCCUAUUGGUCACCAAAGUGUUCAGCUUUGCUCUGGUAGGAGUACGUUUGUUAUACUGUACUCUAAUUCACCAAUGUGCCCCUAUUGUGAUAUGUCAGUUUGGGACUAAUUCAACCCCCCCAACUCUCAAAAGUCGACUGUUUCCUCUUGAAACUUGUUAAAGUGAUUCUCUGAUAGUCACAGAGUUCAUAUGUCUGUAACUGAGUAUUAGAAUGGGAUUGUUCUCAGGAAAGGGAUUUUCCUCUUUUCACUGUGACCUUAAAA
Messenger RNA from Paramisgurnus dabryanus, 8184 nucleotides. RefSeq names its product zinc finger, FYVE domain containing 26 (gene zfyve26). Lineage: Eukaryota; Metazoa; Chordata; Actinopteri; Cypriniformes; Cobitidae. The record is from RefSeq and is a predicted model, not a curated record. Gene Ontology annotation, molecular function: phosphatidylinositol-3-phosphate binding; metal ion binding. Gene Ontology annotation, biological process: mitotic cytokinesis; double-strand break repair via homologous recombination; regulation of cytokinesis. Gene Ontology annotation, cellular component: centrosome; lysosomal membrane; midbody.